Messenger RNA from Talaromyces proteolyticus, 1678 nucleotides. RefSeq names its product putative small monomeric GTPase. Gene Ontology annotation, biological process: cellular response to starvation; cellular response to amino acid stimulus; positive regulation of TOR signaling. The record is from RefSeq and is a predicted model, not a curated record. The coding region runs from base 435 to 1517 and encodes 360 amino acids. Gene Ontology annotation, cellular component: nucleus; Gtr1-Gtr2 GTPase complex; fungal-type vacuole membrane. Gene Ontology annotation, molecular function: GTPase activity; GTP binding. NCBI's taxonomy places the organism in Eukaryota, Fungi, Ascomycota, Eurotiomycetes, Eurotiales, Trichocomaceae. The transcript has 6 exons.
AAUUAAAGAUACCGAGUGGCGGUAAGAUCUCUCACACAACAUCAAUUGAUUAGCCCAAUUUAGCUGCGGGCAACGGGAGCAAGAAGCGGACGUCCGCAUUACGCUUAACCGCAGUACAAGUCUCAAAUAACAUUGUUCCAAUCUUCACCUCCGCACUGAACUUGCUUCUUGACACGCUCAUCCGGCUCUUAGGGGCUUUAAACCCGCAUUCUCCCUCUCGGUUUUGACUUUCUUUUGUGGACCAUCAAAGCAGCGCGAGUCUCCAUCAUUUCGCUAUCGUUACAUCUGUAUGGUUCACCGUAUUUGUCGGUGUCUUCAGCUCCUGCUUCCUUCGUCUAACAAUUUGCCCGAUUGAUGUCUUGACCCCGGCUCCCUGUCAAUUUUUUUUGUGGGCUCGACUAGGAGGGAUAUCGAGAUAGCUGUAGCAAAUCAUUAUGGCUGACCCUCGAGCGAAGCCGGCUGAAACGGCUGGACCAGUCACAGCUGCUAACCCAAACGACAAUAAAUUCCGUGACACUAAACCUCGCCUUUUGUUGAUGGGACUUAGGCGAAGCGGCAAGUCUUCAAUAUCAAAUGUUGUCUUUAACAAAAUGCCACCGAAUGAGACAUUGUUCCUAGAGUCUACUACUCGCAUUCAGAUAGAUUCGAUACAUUCUUUUAUGGAUUUUCAAGUGUGGGAUUUUCCGGGGCAGCUGGAGCAUCUCGACCCUUCAAUUGUUGAUUUGGAAGAGGUCUUUGGCUCCUUGGGUGCGGUAGUAUGGGUGAUCGAUGCCCAAGAUGACUAUGUGGAAUCCGUGGUGCGCCUUAACCGUACCAUUCUAAUGAUUAUGCACAACUUUCCAAACAUCAACAUCGAAGUUUUCAUUCACAAAGUUGACGCACUGGCCGAUGAAUACCGGACAGAAGUCUUCCAGGACAUUGUGCAGCGCAUUUCAGACGACCUUAGUGAUAAUGGCUACGAAAAUGCGCCAGUUCAUUACUACCUUACGUCAAUCUAUGACUAUUCUGUUUUUGAGGCCUUCAGCAAAGUGAUCCAGAAACUGAUACCGCGGCUGUCGACCCUUGAGAACUUGAUCAACAUCCUUGCCAGCAAUUGCGGAUUCGACAAGUGCUAUCUCUUUGACGUACUCAGCAAGAUAUACAUUGCGUCCGAUACUCGUCCAGUCGAUAUGUCCUGUUAUGAGAUGUGUUCUGAUUAUAUCGACGUGAUUGUUGAUAUUUCCGAGCUCUACUCGUGGGAGCACCCGAACCGCAAGCCCAAGGGCGACCAGAUGCGCGAGGCUGAGUCUCAUGUCGUGCUGCAGAAUGAUUGCAUGAUCCAUUUGAUGGAAAUGAACAAAUACCUCUGUCUUGUUUCUGUCAUCCACAACCCUGACGCCAACGAGAAGAAGGGACUCAUUGAUAUGAACUGCCGUGUUUUUCAAGACGCGCUGAACGAGAUCUUCUCUCGUCCGUGGGAUCGGCCAGCUGAAGAGCAGCCUGCAGUCGAGGAAGCCCAUGAAGCGAUCGCCGAGUAAUUCCCGAGCUUGGCAGUGAGGUUUUUAAUGAUCUACGGUAUGCAAGUAUGGAUGUACAAGUAGUAAUGACCCGAUAUACCUCAGCCAAUUAAAAAAUCAUCUUUCUUCAACAUAGAAAUAAUUGCAAUUCCAUUACAACAUCGCUACAGUCACGAUUCCUG